Cavenderia fasciculata is the source of this 2313-nucleotide messenger RNA. RefSeq lists its product as uncharacterized. NCBI's taxonomy places the organism in Eukaryota, Evosea, Eumycetozoa, Acytosteliales, Cavenderiaceae. The record is from RefSeq and is a predicted model, not a curated record. The coding region runs from base 1 to 2313 and encodes 770 amino acids. The transcript has 3 exons.
AUGUCAAUAUGUGUUACCCUCUCACUCUCACCAUCACUCACUCUCUCUUUCUUUAAAAUCGAUUCAUUCACCAAUACAUACAUGCAUGUGAUGGUUACAACAAAUAAUAAUAACAACAAAGAGAUAAAUAAUAAUAAUAAUAUUCAAGAUUUGUUUAGAUUGGUAUUUUGUAAUACUUUUAUCAAAAGAAUAGUAUUUUAUCAUGUACAUGAUAUUAAUAGAUGGUUGACUGCUACAGCUGCCAAAGAUCAACAACCAGAGUAUCCACAUUAUGCAACUAAAAUAAAUGGAUGUGCGUCACCUCAUCUACUAUACAUCAAGUAUUUUGACUCGACCGUUUCAUCUUGCACUAGAUACGGAUCACCAAGAUUCAUCGGUGAUAUCUUGACACUAUUGGACAAUGGUCAAGACGACCCUUUCUACCAAGACGAAGCGUUUAGAUACAACAUUCAUCCAAAACAACUUCCAUUUAUCAAGAAAAGAAAUGAUGAUUUGCUCAACACCCAAUUAAAUACAUUCUUUAACAUGAAUGGACAGUUACAAGCCCAUAUUAAUCGUGUUGGUUAUGGAGAACAAUCAUUUGCUUGGGCUGUCGAAGCUCUAGCCAAGGGAUUAGAUUUGGAUCGGUUUAAACGUGUUGUCAGUCUCAUUCAACCACCCAUUAUCAAUCACAAGUAUGAUAUGGUACCAACUUGGGCAAUGUCAUCGAUGAAUUUACCAGUGGCCGAGUACCUCGUUGAAAACAAUCUCAAUUUCCGUUCAUCUCCUCAUGCAGUCUAUACCGCCAUCAAAGUAGCUGCCAAGCAUGGAUUCCAUCAAGUCGCCCACAUCCUCUUGCCACUCGUCACCAAGGGUAUACUAGAAAAGGUUUAUUAUAGUGUUGCCAAAUCCCGAAAUGUCACGUUUAUCCAACAACUAUUGAUCUUCCAUCCAACCAUUGUCGAGCUAAAUAGAUAUAAAGUUGAACACUAUCUAUUGGCAACGGGAGACAAAAGUAUUGUUGAUCAAUUCAAAAUAACACCUCCAACAUCAAAAUACAAGGAUCAAGCUGUCUAUUCAUUUAUUUCAUUGUUAAUCCAUAAACAUGGGAAACCAAAUUUACUAGUGGACAAUCAACACAUGGAAAUGGUUGAAUGGUAUUAUGGAACUUGUAUUGAACUUAUGUACAGCAUGACAUCUCAACAAUUUAUUCAACAUAGACUCAAUGAACUACAAUUCAACAUCCAACAACAACCCAAUCAAAAGAACAACAAUCUAUUGCGAUUACUUGUUAUAUUUUUGGAAUUUAAUCAAAGUAGUAUAGCUACUAGUUUUGAAUCAUUGCUCAGACUCGAUAUACCAACAGUGACAAACUCCAUCAUUGACUUUGUACCAACUAAACAGAUUAUUCAAUUUGGAACGGUUGAAAUGGUGAAAAGUUAUUUGGUAUUGGAUAAAAAUUUAAAACAAUUUACGCAAAUCUUACUCUUGUCGUUGGAAUACAAUGUAGAGAUAUUUGACUAUGCUUUAAACUUUUACAAUUCUCAUUACCAACAUAUUCCAAUUAACUUUGACUACCCAAACCAACUUCCACAAGCUCCACUAGUACAUUUUAACCAACUCUACCAAUCUGUUGAAACUCGAUUACUAUUUAUCGACAAACAAACAAAUGAGGACAAUUCAGAUUACAAUACUCUAGUUUCUCAUUUAAUGUUUAUUUUAGCACAGGCAGCUGCUAAAUUGGGUAGAUUGGAUGUCAUUGAAAAAUUCAUGUCUAUUCAUCAAUCCAAUAAUUUUUAUAAUGUAAUAUUCAUGUGUGCUGUAAAUGCGGAACAAUAUGAAAUUGCAAAAGAGAUAAAGAAUAGUAGAUACAAUGGUAGUAACACCAAAUAUAUUCUACAUUCAGAUUUUUUCUAUUUCAUUCCAAGUAUUCAUGGUUUAAAUCGUAUGCAAAGAGCUAUCGACUUUGGGCUUGAUUGUGUAGAGAAACAAGAUUACCUUUGGAAAAGAACAGUUCAACUAUCAAUCAGUAGUGCAAGACUUGAUGUUUUACAAUAUUUAGAGCAACAUGGUGUAUUGGAACACAAUGGAAUCGAUUUUUUCAAUAUUGUCACAUUGUAUCCACAUUUUUUGGCUACUUGUAUUCAACACCUACAACAUUCUUCAUUUUCAAAAGGAACACCAUGCGACCCCAAUCUCACUAGACUUAGAUUACUUUCAACUAUUCAAUGGUCUAAAAGAAAUGGAAAACAUUUCCAAAUCAUUCCAAUCAUCAAAUACUUUUUUAAAAAUGAUCAACCAUUUCUUGAUAAAUUUAAAAAUAAAAUGAAAUAA